AUGGCCUUACCAACCCCUCCAUCUCCUUCCGACAACCGUUUCACUCUAGUUACGCCGGAUGACUACCAAGGCUACAUCUAUAUCGCAACAAUCACCUCUCUUGUCUGGUCUAGCAUUGUUUUCAUCGUCAGACUCUUUAUCAAAUGGGGCUGCUACAGUGGCGAUGAUGUGCUUGCCGGUCUUGCACAAGCGAUUAGCUUUGGUCAAUGGAUACCUGUGUUUAUUGCCCUUGAGAACGGGCUUGGAAAGAACAUCUCCUCACCUGAUAAGAAAGAACAGUUCACUCUAGCCGAGGCAACUGCUGCGUCUCGAAUUAUCCUGAUCGUUGUUCUGGCUCUCUGCAAAUCAUCUGUGCUCCUCCUUAUUCAGCGCAUAUUCGCCCAGCAUGACAGCAAAAAGUCGUUGAUACGCUACUUAGCCGGUCAAGGCGUCAUUGCUCUUUGGGGGAUUGCCUCUGUCCUCGCAAUCUCGAUACGAUGUUCGCCGAAUCAUAUUCUUCCCGGAGAUAGGAACGGUCAAUGCAGCGGCGACGUUCUCCGAUGGAAAGUCAUAACAGCAUUCGACGUGCUCAUCGAAUUGGCGCUAGUGAUCCUGCCCGCCUACCUCGUCUCGCGUGUUCGAAUACAGCUCGGCAAGAAACUGGUAGUAGUGGUUGCUUUUGCUUUUAGGCUGCCUGCCGCGGGCUUCUUUAUCGCACAUCUUACCGCGUAUUCCGACCCCGCGAACCACCGCAACACCGGCACAAAGUUCUCCACCCCGAUUGUCUGGCAGCAGGUCGUUAUCGCAUAUUCCCUCGCUGCUGUAACCAUCCCCACUCUAAAGCCUUUCCUUCAAGGCUUUAACACUGGCGGUAUGGGAUACACAUCUGAGGCCAUCAUCGGGUCGUCGGCAGCCACCCCCAGCAUGGGCAGUGGUCAACGAAGUGGAUGGGGGGGCAAACAGCUAAGUUCCAAUUCAUCGGGUCUGGAUGGGAAGAUGCGUCUGCGCCCGGAACGUGCGUGCUAUUCUGCUGACGUGGCUUGUAAUGGCGUCCAGCGGGAGGAUGCUAGCGUCAUGAGUGAUAAUUCGCAGGAGAUGAUUAUUCGGAAGGAUGUUAACUGGGAAGUUCGGCGCGACUAA
Molecule: messenger RNA, 1119 nt
Organism: Coniosporium apollinis CBS 100218
Lineage: Eukaryota; Fungi; Ascomycota; Dothideomycetes
Exons: 5
Coding region: 1-1119 (372 amino acids)
Source: RefSeq, a predicted model, not a curated record